GGACAACAAAUAUUUUUGUGUUCCACCAAUUUUGCGACUUCAAUUGUCAACAUGUUGAAAAGUUGUGUUAAAAGAAUUAAAGUUUUUAAUAAUAAAACAAUUUGUCACUAUUGUACAAGUAAACAAAAUGCACCGAGAACUAAAUGGAAAAGUGUUGUUGGCUUGGAAGUUCACGCACAAAUAUCAUCCAAUUCGAAACUAUUUUCUGGGAGUUCCACUUCUUUUACGGAACCACUUAAUUCGGCAGUUUCUGUUUUUGAUGCUUCUAUACCAGGAACUUUACCAGUUCUGAAUAGAAGAUGUGUUGAAGCAGGUAUAAAAACUGCAUUGGCAUUGAAUUGUCGUGUGAAUCCGGUUUCAAUGUUCGAUAGGAAGCACUAUUUCUAUGCUGAUUUACCGACAGGAUAUCAAAUAACACAACAAAGAGCAGCAUUGGCUAAUGAGGGUGAAAUCAAUUUUCCGGUGUUGGUACCGGGAAAAUCUAAGCCAUACAGAAAGACUGUUCGGCUUCACCAGCUACAACUAGAACAGGACAGUGGGAAAAGCUUACAUGACGAUUCUUUAAAAAGGAGCUUGGUUGAUCUUAAUCGCGCUGGAGUCCCACUUAUGGAGUUAGUUUUUGAACCCGAUCUUGAAACUGGCGAAGAAGCCGCAUCUCUUAUAAAAGAACUAAUAUUGAUCUUCAAAACACUUGGAACUUGUUCCUGCAAAAUGGAAGAGGGUGCAUUACGUGUAGAUGCUAAUAUUUCAAUUCACGAAGCUGGAACACCCUAUGGAGUUAGAACUGAAGUUAAAAACAUAGGCUCUGUUCGUAGUAUUGCCCAAGCAAUUUCAUACGAAGUGAAUCGCCAAAUAGAAAUUAAAAACAGCGGUGGUGUGAUAAGCAACGAGACACGGUCUUGGGAUGCUGAAUCAAAGCGGACCGUAGCGAUGCGUGAUAAAGAAGUUCUUCAGGAUUAUCGAUUCAUGCCCGAACCGAAUCUUCCACCAUUGCGAGUUGAUGUCAAGGGAAAUCUUAAUAGACCGGAAAUAGUUUCAGUGCCUAAAAUCGGAGAAGAGAUACCAGAUCUUCCAGAAGCUAUUAGACAGAAUUUAGUCAAUAAAUUCAAUUUGGGACAAGAUCCUGCCAUAAUUCUUGUUAAUGAAACUGUACUUCUUGACUUCUUCAUGAGCGUUCUAAAUGAAUUACCAGGAAUUCCAACAAAACUCGUUGCCAAUUUUCUAAUAAAUGAUCUCCUUACAAUUUGCAAUAAGUCUAAUAUGGAUGUAGAAGAUUGCAAGGUGUCUGCAAAUCAUUUAAAGGACAUUUUAAGAAAUCUUCAUGAAGAAGAAAUCAACCUUAAAUCAGCUCGCAUUUUAAUUGAACAACUACACGAGACUCCAGAAUUGACUGUGGCUGAUAUAAUUGCGGAGAAAAAUCUAAAACAAAUAAGCGAUCCUGUGGAAAUUGAAAAGUUAUGUCUACAAGCAAUAGACAAGCAACCAAAAGCUGUUGAGAAUUAUAAGGCUGGCAAGACAAAAGCUUUUUUUGCAAUAGUGGGAGAAGUGGCAAAAUUAUCAAAUCAAAAAGCAAAUAUGUCCGUAGUUGUUAAAAAACUAGAAGAACUACUUAAAAAUUAAAGUCUUCUUAUCAAGAAUGAAUUCAAAAAAAAAAAACUGAGAACAUUUUUAUAAAAAUUUCGACUUAAAUUAAUAAUCUAAGAAUAAAUUACACCAAGGUAAGAAUUUCUUUUGUAUAAUCAUUAAAUCAAACUGGAGGAAUGUGUGAUACUUAUUUAUGCAAACCAAAAAAAGUCCACAAAAAGAAAAUGGCCCAGUUUAGAGCUACAUAUUUAUUUAUUUCCGUUCAUUUUUAUU
Molecule: messenger RNA, 1857 nt
Organism: Eupeodes corollae
Lineage: Eukaryota; Metazoa; Arthropoda; Insecta; Diptera; Syrphidae
Gene: GatB
Product: glutamyl-tRNA(Gln) amidotransferase subunit B, mitochondrial
Exons: 9
Coding region: 52-1620 (522 amino acids)
Biological process (GO): glutaminyl-tRNAGln biosynthesis via transamidation; mitochondrial translation
Molecular function (GO): glutaminyl-tRNA synthase (glutamine-hydrolyzing) activity
Source: RefSeq, a predicted model, not a curated record